UUGCCUAUGCGGUGUGCGUGAGACACGGUCACGUAUAAUGCGUGGGAACGACGCGGCGAAGUCGUACGUGAAGUGAACCGUGGGUAAGAGUGCGCACAAGUGGACAAAGUAGACCAGAAAGGAAAGAAGAACGUUGGACGUAAACGAGGGUACCUUUUCCUUCUUUUUCGGUAUCGCCCGACAUCGAUUGCCGUGUCCGCUAUGGUCGUAUCGUUGCCACCCACUAUACCUCAAGAAUCAUUACGCGGUUCGGGAAACGUCUUAUGCGAAAAGUCGCUAGUCCUCGGUACGAAUCUCGAAUUUACGCGUCAACUGUUUGCACGGAAGGAGUCUGAUCUGUUAUCGUAAUCGCUAGCGUAGAGGGUGAAUAAAGAAAAAGAAAAAUUGUGAAAAAGAGCUCGAGCAAAUAAGCUGUUGGAUUAACAGGAACUUCCUGGGUUUUGCGUCGAAUUCGAAAAAUGAUGGAAAAGUAACGACCCUCCUCCCUCCCCCUUUUAUAACGGCACGGCUCGUCUUGUUCGCUUGAAAAAUAUGCUAUGAGAGAGCGAAGCAGAAGAGGGGGAAAAAUUGAAUGACAUUUAGAGCACAAGCAUAAGUGUGUCGUCGUUGCUUGAUAUGUGGACAAGCUGGUUUGGCACAGAUUAUAUUCACAAAGUGAGUAUGUCCAGGAGGAAACUCGGUGGCGACAGACAAUUCGACAACGUGGAUUACACACAGCUUACUGAAACUGACAAUGGCUUUGUCGAUUCUCAGUUUGCGAAUCCACCGGUAAAAAUACCAUGGAAAGCCAUUACAUUGGCAGCUCUUCUGUUUGUCGGAGGUACCAUUAUGCUAAUUGUGGGUAGCCUAAUCGUGAGUGGACACAUAGAUUCAAAAUACUCUGACCGUAUGUGGCCAGUCAUUAUUUUAGGAAUUUUAAUGUUCAUACCAGGAGCUUAUCAUAUGAGGGUUGCUAUUUUAGCAUACCAAAAAGUGCCAGGGUAUUCGUUUGAUGAUAUACCAGAGUUCGAUUAACCGUGCAUGUCUUUUUUACAAAAAAUAGCUAGAAAUUCUAUCUUUUUACUAGUAUUGUAACUUAUACCACAUUGUUUCAUGCAGACUGUGAGUAUUAUUAACACCAAAUAGUCUGUCUCUGUGUUUCUGUGGUCGGCAUACAAAUUUCUCAAAAAUUCAUAGAAUGACAAUCUUUGAAAUAUGUUCAGUUUUCAUAAAUUACUUACCUCGAAGGAGUUUUGUAUAUUGUUUCUAUACAUAAUAUUUCAUAAGAAGUUAUUUUACAUUGAAAGUACGAGUACCUAGAGUUUUAUUAAAAAAUUCAUUUUGCGUGAAAUGAAUUCUUCGUUUGAUACUGAAUUCAUAAGAGUAGAAUGCAAUUGCACAUCCAUGUGAAGCAUUAUGCAAAGUAUCUAGAUCUGUUUUUUGAAUAUGAUUCCAAUGAACAAUACUGCAUUCUUAGAAAUAAUACGGCAUACAAAUUGUUUUUUAUACAUUUUAUUUAAAGUAUAUGAAAUUUAAUAAACUAUUUUACAGUAUAUAAAUGUAUAAAAAUAA
This is a messenger RNA of Hylaeus anthracinus, 1551 nucleotides long. Its product is annotated as transmembrane protein 230. Gene Ontology annotation, cellular component: endomembrane system. The record is from RefSeq and is a predicted model, not a curated record. The coding region runs from base 616 to 1014 and encodes 132 amino acids. NCBI's taxonomy places the organism in Eukaryota, Metazoa, Arthropoda, Insecta, Hymenoptera, Colletidae. The transcript has 6 exons.